Haliotis rufescens (red abalone) is the source of this 3937-nucleotide messenger RNA. RefSeq lists its product as uncharacterized. Bases 559 to 1623 code for a protein of 354 amino acids. The transcript has 4 exons. Lineage: Eukaryota; Metazoa; Mollusca; Gastropoda; Lepetellida; Haliotidae. The record is from RefSeq and is a predicted model, not a curated record.
GCAUGGCGACGAUUGUUGUAUCAACAGAUCCAAAACAACGUGGUGUCAAUAGAGCAUUUUGCAUCCGUGCCAGACAUUUAAACAAUGAAGUUAUGAUUGUUAUGUGCAAUGAGGUGUUACGAUGGGCAACUCCAGGCUCUAACCACUAGCAUGCAGCGGAUUUCGAUGGGAACGUUUGCGAACAGACCGGACGAAUGUUUUGACGUUUCACUGCGCAUGAGAACACAUCGUGUUCCUGCACGUCCGACCUGAAGGCUGGACAGAUGACACAUAUGUGUCAAUGGUGCUGUUUUUUUAAUGGAUAGUUUCUGAUGAGAAUUGAUCGUCGAAGACUACAUCUUCGUCGGUCAUAAUGUGAGGAUUUGUCAUUAUGUGGUGACAAUAAAGAAGUGAAUAUUGUUUUAGUGUCUCUCCGUCCAAAUUGGCGCUCGCUACAUGUGAUACCCCAGAUUUCCAGGUCUACUGGAAACUCCGUCCACUACAGUGAUUCACAGGAAUAUACAUCUAUAUAGCGUGUGAUAUAUAUAUCUGUUUUGUUGUUUGUUUUUUGGAAUUACCAUGGCAACCACAACAUUAACUCGACUGCCACAACCACCCCCUAAACUCACAGGGGGUAAGAGGGGGCCAUCGCUCUCAAGCGAUGAGGAUGACACAUUGGACAGUCCACGGAAUUCUAGAAAUCCAGUGAGUCCGCGACAGCUGCAUCAAGGCUUGUCUCAACCCCUACUGAGCAGUGCUCCCCAAACAGUGUGCCCCCCCCAACUACCGUCCACCACGCCUCCCCGCCCCACAGACGUACCCUUGAGUCCGACAAGUCCGUCUAUUUCGACCUAUGGCUGCGAACAUGACCAUGAUUAUGAGAAUGUGGCAUCUCCCAACAGCAGCACAGCAAGUGGGCCGAUAUAUGUGCGACCACCGGGGUUUAAACACCAUGCUCAAGCCAUUGAAGCUAAGUCUCGGCAUAAGAAGAAGAAAACCACAACGCUGUUGUCAUUACGUGAUGGAUUAAAAAAACGGGAGCAAACCCCCCCGAAGUAUAAAGCUAGGAGAGAUCCGCUCCCGAUGAGAUGUCGAGCAUUGCCGCAGUCAUUCUGGCAGCAGCCCAACGUUCCCCACCAGGUGUCGCCGGGAACAAUGUUCCCCGUUCUCCCACCGCUCAUGAACGGGGGAACGGAAGAAGACACAAUAGAGAUGCGUCCAGUCACACCGCCCGAGGAGCGAACAGAGGUGGAAGACAAAGAACACAAGCGGCCACCUCGGGCUCCUGACCGCAAGGUCACGGUCACAAAUACAGAUUUACUUUUCCGACUUUUCGAUGGGGUUGGUGAGGAGGUCACGAAGAAACCAGUCGGAAGUCUUAAACGUGGAAGGCCAAAGAAAUUGAUGCCAAAGAGCAACACAAAGGGCUUGCUGUCGGGGAACGAUCCGUACCUAGUGGACGCCAUGACUGAUAAACUUUUCCCCAAUCUUUCUUUGGAGGGUCGGCAUGGUGCACAGUUAGGCAACACGUCAUUACAGCUGAUUACAGUACGAGGCGACGGAGAUAAGACUGUCACAUUACCUGCCCUCAGUUUCGAUCAGAAUUAUUCACAGAUGUUAUCCGAACUGGUCAUGCAUAUUUAGCAUGGAGACCUAUGUUGUUGUGUUUGUGAUUGUGCCAACAGUUGGAGUGUUUAGACAGUUCAUCAAGAGCCUGAUGACUUGAAAUUGUCAUUACUGAGGGUGAGUCUGGGGGUGUUUGAAGUUGAAAGAUGAAUCUUGCAAUGGAAGAAAACUGCCUGCCAAGAAAGAUAACGUAAGAUGUCAACAAGGGAGAUAACUUCAGAGGUCAACAAGGGAGAUAACUUCAGAGGUCAACAAGGGAGAUAACUUCAGGGUCAACAAGGGAGAUAACUUGAACAAAAGGUCAACAAGGGAGAUAACUUGAAACAACAAAGUGGAUAACUUCAUCUGACAUUAAGGGAGGUAACCCAAGUCAUCAAGUGACGCAACCCCAGCUGACAUCAAGGAGUUGACCCAUGUUCAUCAAGGGAGGUAACCAUGUUGUCAUCAAGGGAGGUAACCUCCACUGACCUCAAAGAGAUAACCCGCUGUGACAUCAAGGGAGGUAAUUUUCAAUCCCACUUGAAAAAGAUCUCAAGACAGAGUGGCGACAAAUUAGUAUUUGUGUCCUGAUCAUCAAUCAUCCCCUCAAGAUGGUAUCGGGACAGAUGUUAAACUGUGUGUUUUAUCUUUGUCGGGUAGACAGAUUCACACCCACCUCAGAAUGAACAAGGAACAGGUUGGAAAUGAUUUGUUGAAUUUGACGAAAUAUGACUAAAAUAUGAUGUUAUCGUGAAACAAUUCCAGGUAUUAAUGACGUUCUUGUUUGUUACACAAAUGUGAUAUAGUUGUUGACAUUGUGAUGGGGUCGUCACAGACGGAGACAGACACACUAUGUGUGUCUACUGUGUGUUUAACACAGUCGUGUAAAAGUGUGUUGUUUACUAGUUGCUGUCUGUCAGUCGCUAUUCAUCCUCCUCCGCUGUGUCGUUUUUUCAUUACUUGAUUUGCAGUAUGAUUUUUAAAAAGUAGGAUCCGCUGAAUUGAAGAUUAAUAUGCAUUGCACUCAUUUACUCCUUUCACAUGUUUACAUUCACAAUUAUUCUAAAACAACAGUUAAUCUGUUUUUUUUAAUAUUGUCAUCAGGACAUUUUUUAUUGUGUACCGAUUUUCCCAGCCAAACUUCAGUUAUACAACCGGCAGAGUACCAAACUGAAGAACAUAAGAGUAGAUACAAACUAAAUUUCCUCUAAAAUAAAUUAAAAUAGAUUCACAAGAAUCCAAACUGAAUGAUAUUAAAAAUGAUUAUAUUUUUCUUCAAAAUAUUUCAAUUUUAUAAAAAAAAAAAAACAUUUUGGAAAAAUGUAUAGCAGACUUCUCUGUAAGACUUACAGUAGAAUUGGUCCAGGUUGUAAGAUUAUUAAGAUUACAUUGUAUGCAUGAUUAGGGCAUGAUGUCAGCAACACUAAGCCCUACGGCAGGCAUAUACUAAAGUUGUUUUGGCAUGUAUUGUAUUCAGUUUAUGAAUCAUUACUUUUAUGUCAUUGGCCCUGAUUCAGUAUUUUUACCUCAAUUCUUGCAGUGUAAUGAAAUAUCAGUGGUUUUAUAUAUGCAAUAUAUCAAUCUAGUUGUUGCUACUUCCGUCCAAGUUUAGCAGCUAAUUUGUACUGCAUCUAAUUCAUAAUGCUUCAUAUUUCAUAGUGUGUUUGUAAACAAUUAUCAAAUUCUUUAAAUUAUUUGGGACUGUAAUAUUUACUUAUGUGAUUUUUAGCUUGUUGCUAUGGUAACCUACCUCUAUUGACAAUGUCUCAUAUGAAAUACUAGUUUGGGAUCAAAUCCUCUGAAAUUGUUUUUUGUUAUUGAGUUUUAUAUGUGCUUGAGAAUUGUGUUUGAGAACAGUAAUAAUACAUGAUGUUAAUGUUUUUAGAUUUCCCAAUGGGAAGUUCUCUGACUUUUGUUCCAUAUCUUCUUAAACAUCAUAUGUCCCACAACAUUAUUACAUUAUUGUGAGGUUUCAUCCCAAGUAUCUGUGAUAAGUCGGAUCGGGUCAUUAGUCAUAAUGUUUCUACUGGAUCAGACCGUCCUGUGUCAUGCUGUCAAGAGUUGUCUCCCCUACUCGUACAGAAGAAUAAUCACUAUUUACUGACAUGACAUAAAUUGUCAAACUUUCCACUUUGUAACCAUGGCGAUACACAACAAGGGUGGAAUAUGGAUACCUCAGAUACCACAAUGACCUCAUUUUCAGUUACCUGAGACUUUCGGACUGUCUUGCGUGGACAGAUUACUGUAUUCGACAUAAUAAGCACCCAGGGCGCUCUCAAAAUUAGGAAUAGGGGGAUCUUAUUAGAAUAUAAUUUUGGUGAGAAUUUUUUUUUGGUGAGGUGAUAGAUUGUAA